AGCCGAGUAUUCACUCCAGAUCUUGGGGAUUUUUGAGUCUCUCACUGCGGAAUGUCUUCUCUAGCCUACUUUUAAAGUGAGUGUAAGCUUUGACUCAGUAAAUCACCACUUACUCAGUCGAACAGAUUGCCUCUAAGACAGUCCGGUUCUCUGGAUGGGGAAACGUUGCUGCAAAAUGAGGGCGCUGUGUUUGAACUUUGCCAUCACCUGUCUGUGGCUUCUCCCUGUGGCGAGCUUAAAUGGAUGAAUGCUUCAAAACUAUCUACAAGGUUAAACACAGCCCAAGUGUUGCUCUCAGAGUUACAAAGAAAAUCUCGGAGACAGACGUCUCCAAACUUAAAAAUAAAAAACAAGACCACCUGCAUUCUAGACUACCACUAGGGAUACAGGUCCAGGAAACAGCCAAUCCCUUGAACUUUCAGAGCCAACAUUGGAGAGAGGAGGAAGGAGGAAGAGUGCACACAGUGGGAGCUGCUUUGAAGGUUAAACAUAUCUCCAAAGACUUACAGAUCAUCUCCACCAAACACAAAACACCAGCUUACGGCUCUCUCGGCCCAUACGGAUGGCCGCAGAAUGUCUCUCAAGCCCUGGAUCAGUAUCUGUACCGACCUCUUCCCAAAUCCAAACCUCCCGCAAAAACAUCCCCAAAGGCCAAGAAGAUCCUGGGCUGGGGCAAUUUUUACUUUAACGUGAAAACAGUGAAAUUCAGCCUCCUAGUGACGGGGAAAAUCGUGGACCACAUCAACGGCACAUUCAGUGUCUACUUCCGCCACAACUCGUCCCGUUUGGGAAACAUAUCCGUCAGCAUCGUCCCUCCUUCCAAAGCUGUAGGAUGGGAGGUAUUUGAUCCGGCGGCUCAGGGUGUUCACACCAAAAACUCAGUCCUGGUUCCGGAUCUGACUUCCCAAUUCCAAAGCCCACCUCAGUCCACCAGCUCUACUCCUCCAGACCAGCAGAAGCAGCAGCAGCAGGACACAAUGAUGGUGACCGAACUCAACUGCCGGAUUGAAUACCAGAGAACCAACCGGUCCAAGAAGACCAAGCCUUGCAUGUACGACCCGGGGCAGACCUGCUACUCUGAAAACACCCAGUCCCAGGCAGCCUGGAUCUGUGCCAAACCCUUUAAGGUUAUAUGCAUCUUCAUUGCCUUCACUGGUACCGAUUACAGGCUGGUGCAGAAAAUCUGUCCAGACCACAACUAUCAGACAGAGCAGAACCAGCAGCACUUCGGAUGACUCAGAUUCUGAGAUGCUGAAACACGGACUUUACAUACAUCCUUCAAAAUCAUAUGUUCAGUUUUCAAACUAGUUUCAAACUGUUUUAUAUGCCAUUAAAAACAUGUUUUCCACAUGUCAGUGAGUGCAGUUUGAGCCAAAACUUGUGUUAAUAUCAGCAUUGACUGUUAGCGAUGACAUUUAUAACAUGUGCUUUGUUUUGUCUGAAACUAAACUCAUCUGCCAAAAGCUCCACAUUGUUUUUAAAAGAAAGCAGUGACUUAAUUCAUGAGAUCACUUUGUGUGUUGUGUUUUAUGAAUUUUGUUUUCUGAA
This is a messenger RNA of Micropterus dolomieu (smallmouth bass), 1548 nucleotides long. RefSeq names its product neurexophilin-2-like. The transcript is spliced from 3 exons. Gene Ontology annotation, molecular function: signaling receptor binding. NCBI's taxonomy places the organism in Eukaryota, Metazoa, Chordata, Actinopteri, Centrarchiformes, Centrarchidae. The coding region runs from base 240 to 1235 and encodes 331 amino acids. The record is from RefSeq and is a predicted model, not a curated record.